This is a messenger RNA of Trichoderma reesei QM6a, 657 nucleotides long. RefSeq lists its product as uncharacterized. The record is from RefSeq and is a predicted model, not a curated record. Bases 1 to 657 code for a protein of 218 amino acids. Gene Ontology annotation, biological process: positive regulation of catalytic activity; deadenylation-dependent decapping of nuclear-transcribed mRNA; deadenylation-independent decapping of nuclear-transcribed mRNA. Gene Ontology annotation, molecular function: enzyme activator activity; mRNA binding. Gene Ontology annotation, cellular component: P-body. Lineage: Eukaryota; Fungi; Ascomycota; Sordariomycetes; Hypocreales; Hypocreaceae. The transcript has a single exon.
AUGAGCCGUUCGGCCCCUCGAAAAUCGCGGCACCACCGCCACCCGUCCAACCGCAUCCCCGCCAUCUCCGACUACGAGUCCGACGUCGCCGCCAUGGCCCCGACCUACGCACCGCCUCCCCCCCGAACCAACACGGAGCUCAACCUCUCUGUCCUGCAGCGCUACCUGCCCUCCAUCAGCAGGAUCCUCAGCAUCGCCGCCAACGCCGUCGUCUACACCUUUGACGCCGCCGCCCAGAGCUGGGAGAAGUCGGGCAUCGAGGGCACCAUGUUUGUCUGCGCCCAGACGCCGCUGCCCGAGGACAUGCAUAAUCGGCCGCGAGCGUGUGUGUUUGUUCUGAGUCGACGGGGCCUGGAUAAUGUGAUUGUUGAUCUGGCAAGGGUGGGACAUGUCGAGAUCAUGGGCGAGCUGGUAAUUCUCAAGGUGGAGAGCGAUCAUGAGGCCGAGGAAAAGGUGCUGGGGCUGUGGAUUCACAACGACGAGGCGGAGACGAGGGCAACGAACGGGGCCAUUAUCGAAGAGAGCUGGAAGAUUGCGCGUGCUGCUGGGACCGUGGAGAAUGAGGGACCAGAGGCAGGGCCGGCAAUGCAGGCCAUUGGGCGACCGUUGACGCUCAAUGAGCUCUUUGGGAGGCAAGCAGAGGCUACGGGAAGUUGA